Messenger RNA from Cylas formicarius (sweet potato weevil), 780 nucleotides. RefSeq names its product cuticle protein 7-like. The transcript is spliced from 2 exons. The record is from RefSeq and is a predicted model, not a curated record. Bases 82 to 687 code for a protein of 201 amino acids. Gene Ontology annotation, cellular component: extracellular matrix. NCBI's taxonomy places the organism in Eukaryota, Metazoa, Arthropoda, Insecta, Coleoptera, Brentidae.
GGUCCUUUCAUAUUCAUUCGUAUAAAUACAGUUGAAAAAUCGAUUAGCAAUCAGUUGAGGUUUUUGAUCCAUACAAACAAAAUGUUGUCUAAUCUGUUCGCUUUUGCAGCCCUAGUGGCCACCUCCAUUGCCGUUCCAGUUGAACAUGGAGCGACCUCAUAUUCAACUUACAACCAAAACUACAACAACGUGCAACACAUCCAGUCAGCACCUGCUUUCGUGAAAGCGACUUCAUCUUACUCAGUUCCAGCGUAUUCGGCACCUACUUACACAAAACUGGCUCUGCCUGUUGCUCCAGUUGUUUCAUAUGCUACACCAGUCGCUAAAGUCGUCGCCCCAAUUACGAAAGUAAUCGCUCCAGUGUCCCACUAUGCGUCGGCUCCAGUUUACAAGGAAGAAUACGCUCCAGCGAAAUACGAAUUCGCGUAUGGAAUCCAAGACGCCCACACUGGUGACUUCCACUCCCAACAGGAACAACGUGACGGUGACCACGUCGUAGGACAGUACUCGCUUCACGAAGCCGACGGUACCGUGAGGAUUGUAAAGUACUCUGACGAUGGACACGGUUUCAACGCUGUCGUUGAAAAAUCCGGUCAACCCACGGAAGCUCCAGCCGUUUACAAAAAGCUCGUGGUACCUGUAGCUAAAGCAUUAGUAGCUACCCCACAGUAUCCAUACCACAACUAAGACGGGCAACUUCUAGAUAUUUUAAAUUAGGAAUUAAAAGAAAUUAAUUUAUUUUCGAUUUCGUUAAAUAUACUUUUGAAUCGUUUGCUCUUU